AUGGAAGCAAUUCAAGCAUUGCCCGUGGGUACUGUGGUUGCUUAUGGUGGUCCGGCAAUUGCUUUGGGUGGUCUCUCGUUGUUUUUUCUUAGAGGGUAUGUGAAUAAUCAUAGGAAUGGAUGGGGAUCUUCCAAUCUCCCUCUUCCACCAGAAGUACCAGGGGUACCGAUAAUUGGGAAUCUGCUGCAACUGAAGGAGAAGAAACCUCACAAUACUUUUACAAAGUGGGCUCAGACUUAUGGACCUGUCUAUUCGAUCAAAACUGGCGCCAACAAAAUGGUUGUCCUCAAUACCGGCGACGUUGCCAAGGAGGCAACGGUGACCAGGUUCCAAUCCAUCUCAACGAGAAAGCUAUCAAAUGCGUUGAGGAUCCUCACUGCUGAUAAGAGCAUGGUUGCAAUGAGUGACUAUGAUGAGUUCCACAAGACAGCAAAACGACAUGUUCUCACAAAUGUAUUGGGACCUAAUGCCCAGAAGAGACAUCGUAUCCACAGAGACACCAUGAUAGGAAAUGUUGUACAACAGUUGCAUGCUUUUCUGAAAGACCAUCCAUUUGAAGCCGUAAAUCUCAGGAAGAUAUUCGCGUCCGAACUUUUCGGAUUAGCAUUGAAGCAGGCUCUGGGAAAGGAUGUGCAAUCCAUUCAUGUGGAGGAACUUGGAACUACUCUGUCAAGAGAUGAAAUAUUUAAGAUUUUAGUACUUGACCCAAUGGAGGGGGCAAUUGAUGUGGAUUGGAGAGAUUUCUUCCCAUAUAUGAAAUGGUUUCCAAAUAAAAGCUUUGAAAACAAAAUCGAGCAGAUGCAUAUUCGCAGGCUUGCAGUGAUGAAGGCCCUAAUUAAGGAGCAGAAGAAACGUAUUGCUUCAGGCGAGGAAAUCAACUGUUAUCUUGACUACUUGUUAUCUGAAGCAAAAACGCUAUCGGAGAAACAAAUAGAGAUGUUGCUUUGGGAAUCAAUUAUUGAAACAUCAGAUACUACUUUGGUGACCACAGAAUGGGCCAUGUAUGAACUUGCUAAAGAUCCAGAGCGGCAGAAUCGUCUUUAUCGGGAAAUUCAAAGUGUUUGUGGAGCUGACAAGAUUACAGAGGAGAAGUUGUGUCAAAGUCCAUACCUUGCUGCUGUUUUUCACGAAACUUUAAGAAAGCAUAGUCCUGUUCCAAUAGUUCCCCUACGAUACGUUCACGAAGAUACGGAGUUAGGAGGUUACCAUAUCCCAGCGGGAAGCGAGAUUGCUAUAAACAUCCAUGGAUGUAACAUGGACAAUAAUGUGUGGGAGGUUCCCGAGGAGUGGAUGCCUGAGAGAUUUCUCGACCGGAAGUAUGAUUCCGCCGAUCUGUUCAAGACAAUGGCCUUUGGAGGGGGAAAGAGGGUAUGUGCUGGUGCUCUUCAAGCGAGUCUGAUUUCUUGCACCGCAAUUGGUAGAUUCGUUCAAGAGUUUGAGUGGAGACUAACCGAUGGAGAGGAGGACAAUGUUGAUACUCUGGGACUUACAACUCACAAACUCCAUCCAAUGAAAGCAAUCAUCAAGUCUAGAAAUUGAUGUCGGAGGCGUCGACUGUCUUGCCGAGCAAUCAAUGGUGGUGGUAACUCAAGCCCCCUCCUCCUAUCAGUUCUUUGGCUACACCCCUUUAUUUUCUGCUACAUUAUGGACAUGUCUGUAGAAGUUCAUUGACCACAAUGUAAAACUUUCUGAGAACAAUGCCUUAGUUAUACUGGUUAUCCAGAGGAUUGUAUGAUUGAGAGAGUAAACUGCUGUGUUGUGUUAAGGUCGUGAACACUGUAACUCAUUAAGUUUGCAAGUUAUAUGCAAAGAACCCUGG
Messenger RNA from Ilex paraguariensis (yerba mate), 1819 nucleotides. NCBI's taxonomy places the organism in Eukaryota, Viridiplantae, Streptophyta, Magnoliopsida, Aquifoliales, Aquifoliaceae. The record is from the annotation of a GenBank genome assembly.